This is a messenger RNA of Vitrella brassicaformis, 2449 nucleotides long. The record is from the annotation of a GenBank genome assembly. Lineage: Eukaryota; Vitrellaceae.
AUGGGCGAGACUGAAUGGGGGCUUGACGUGGGCUCGCAAUUAGUGUUUCACGGAGGGCACCAAAGCAAAAGAGAAGGGAAGGCGUUUGCAGACAAACCACCGCCUUCUUACCUGUUGAAUCGCGGAUAUCCGUUGAGUGACGUAAUUCAGGUAGGGAUGCAUGGCACUGAUGGGAUGAUGGAAAGCGAAAAGAGGGGAAGCCCUUCAUGCACGUGUGUUGCCUUUGGUGUGGUACUUGCUGCAGAUCGUAAGGAUGGCCGUCCGUUCGUCAACCGCAGCCCAUCAGCAGCAGCAGCAGCAGCAGCAGCAGGCGGCAGUGAUAGAGGCCAUCGAGAUGCAGAUCCACUUCCGUCCCGGCUCCAAUGAGGGGGCCAAAAAGCUCACCCGUCGGCUCGUCAGGAGAAUCAUGAAUCGCAGCAUUACUCCUGACGGUGUGCGGCGCCUUAUUCGCCGCGGCGCUGAUCCCACCGUGACCAUCGAGCUGUCCGUACCGGGGCACGUACGGAGGGUGGCGCGCGUGUGUCUGCUCGCGUUGGCCAUCGACGACUUCAGCUCCCCCACUGCGCUGGAGUCGGCGCUCCAGCUAUUUGUAUGGCCUCCCUUUGGUCCUCCUCCGGGUCGGCUGGUGCUCCCAUUGUGGCCAAGCCGUCAGAUCCAGGCGGGCAUCAUCAACGCGCUGGUGGACGAGGGCGCAGAUGUCGAUGGGCUGGCGGACGGGAGCAAGCGCCCCGUGGAGGUGGCGGUGCGGUCGGGCAACGCGACGGGAGUGGAGGCCCUCGUGGGCACACAUGGGGCGAAGGUGGACGGCAUGGGGCUGCUGCAUGUGCCGCUGCUCGUGGCGACCGAGCAGUACGAGGAUACCCUGAUCGAUAUCUUCGGCUACCUCCUGGAUCAAGACCCCGACUUGGCGACGGAGAGCAAUGUGCACAGCAUCGGUGUCGUCAUCAGCACUGAUGUGGUGUACUCGGCAGCCAAGGCGGGUCGUGUCUACUCCCGGGGCUUCAUCGAGGCCUACCUGGACCUGGUGACGGCCAACGGGGCGACCCUGACCCACGUGGAGCAUCCUCGCAGGACGGCAUUGUACUCGGCCUGUUUCUUCUCUGCACACCAUGUGGUCGAGUACCUGUGCGACAACCUCACACCCGCCGACAUCAACGCCUCACACCCGCCGUCUGUGCCGCAGACCCCUCUUGACUGUGCUGCCUUCAAGCUCGCCCAGCUCACCGAUCCACAUGGUGCCCUCUGGGUGUACGAGGACCGUGACAAGGCGAUAGAGGGCAUGAAGGGGGCGGUCCGCACCCUGCUGCGGUCGGGGGCAAUGAUUGGCGUGAUGCCCACCGCGGAGCGUCGUCUGGUGUUGGAUCAGUACGUCAAGGUGCUGAAUGCGCUGCCCACGGCCGUCAUGGGAGCCAUCAAUGCCGCCCUGGCCCCCCAGCGCUCCCUCGCCGCCGUCAUCACGCCCUGGCUGGCCGUCGGUCCGAACGAGGCGCCCAUCUUCGGCUGGCGCAUCGCAUCUUACCUGUUCGACAUGGAUGCCGCCAAGGCGGGCAUCAGUGAGGCCAUCGGUGUGCGGGGCAGCGACCUGGCCCGCCGUGUGUGUGCGGCUGCCCAGCACUUCGUUGAGUCGGCUUUGUACAAGGCCAGCAUCAGCAACAGGGAGGUGAUGGGCCACAAGGAGAGUGUGGAGGGCGAGAUGGUGCGGGUGCCGCUGCAGUGCUUCGCCGUGAGGGCGGGGUCGAGUGUGCGUCGGCUGGGGGUGCGUGAGGUGGUGCACAAGGCGCGGCUGGACGAGGUGGCGGCACACGGGCUGCAGGGCGUGGUCAAGGGCUUCAACACCCACCUGGGCAACACCGACUGCGUGUUCCAGUGGGGCCAGCUGGAAUGGGCGGAUCAUGCCAGUGACGCCAGCUGGCGGCCGCUGGGCAUCAACUAACGGACUCACUGUCUCAUCGUUGUGUAAAUAAUGAGAGGGGGGAGUGGGACGGGCAGAGGGGAGGGAGGGAUGCAUCGCCCGUGAACGUUCGUGUGUGCCUGUGUGGCAUGCCUGCGGGGAGGGAAGUUUUGGGGUUCACACAAGUGGAGGCGUCUGCCCCUGUACAGUCAUCACAAUGUCAUGCAGCCUCUUCCUGUCUUGCCUGUGGAGUGCCAUCCAUCCACAGGCUGCCGUUGUGGGGAAAGAUGGUCGUGGAAGAAUGGACAGAUGGCAUGGACGGACACGACACACAGCACAAGAAGAGAGAUAAGGAACGGACCGCAGGCAGGCAGGCAGCUGUGCUGCUGGCUGCAAACCUGCAAAGCGUGGCUGGAGAGAGAGGCUGACGAUCGCAUUUGUGCAUUUGCACGUGUGCAUCUGAUGCGUGUACCUGUGUGCAUCCUUUGAGACUCUGCUGUGUGUGUGUGUUGUCUCCCAUAUCCGUCAAUGGGUUUGUGAGACACGAUGAAGGGAUGC